Pochonia chlamydosporia 170 is the source of this 2550-nucleotide messenger RNA. RefSeq lists its product as hypothetical. Lineage: Eukaryota; Fungi; Ascomycota; Sordariomycetes; Hypocreales; Clavicipitaceae. The record is from RefSeq and is a predicted model, not a curated record. The transcript has a single exon. Bases 1 to 2550 code for a protein of 849 amino acids.
AUGUCUCAGCAGAAUCAGGAUAAUGCAUCAGCAUCUAUUCCUUGGGCAGUUGUAGAUCCUUGGUCAGAGAGGAUGGAAACCGGUCCAGAAGUCUCUUCAUCCGAUGUAUCGUCUGUGGCGGAAAUACUCAAUCGCCCAGACUCUCCUUCCAUCUGCAUUCCCCAGCCUCAAACUUAUCCAAAUGUCCCCGGCCUCGAACGCGGAAUUCUGGACACAAAUUUCAACAUACCCCCUGAGGGCAGAAGAUCGGUUAAACACAUCAUGACGUUCGCCGACUAUGAAGCAACAAGGAAUACUGAUUUGUUUAUGCUCCAUGCAGUCGGGUUCGAACUAAAUCAGGGCGACACGUUGGUCUUUAUUGAUUUGCCAAAUAUGCCCAAGGAUACACGCAAGAUGGCCGACUGCGAUAACAUCGCUUAUAGAUCUCAGAAAUUUCGGGUUCACUCUGAAAAGCUCUUGGCCACAGGUUCGACCAAAUUCGCAGAUAUGUAUCGACCGUCGUAUCAAUUCCGAAUCCAACGACGUCGAAAGAUGGUGAAUCAGCUUCCCGAAGGCGUAAAAUAUGUUCUUGAUCUCACACCUCCGUCUGAAGGUGACGAGCUGGUAUUCCAAAUGACUGAAGCAUCUCUGACGCCUGGAAUCAUGAACUGGUGGACAUCUUAUCGAUUCCAUGGAGCCGAAAUUGGACUCGUAGCUGGGCACGACGAUAUUUGCUGUUGCAAGAGACAAGCCACGUUCUACCUGGGUUUCGACUCUGACGAAGACGACACAUAUGACGCCACUGGGGCAAGAAAACCCAAGUCGCUAGGCGCAGGCGUACUUCUUCCACCAACGCCAAUGACGCUGAUGAAGUUGAAGGCUGAGGGACAAGACAAGCUUUUUGAAACGCCAGAAUUUCGACAGAUACCGGACUAUUGCCCCCUCCGCCACAGAAACAGUAUUAUCCGCUUGCUUAUCUUGCUAGAAGGCAGAGACGUAGCCAUGGACUCGGCAGCGCGUGUAUGGACAAUGGUUGCGGUGGCCAAGAUCCUUGACUGCACUUCUGUCGUGCGAGAUAAGGUUGCUCAGUGGAUGUUGCACGAUCGAAAUGCUCGAUUCAUUGAAGUCCUGCCAGAGGAAGCCCUCAAAAUUGGGUACGAUCUCCAGCUGCAACAAGUCACCCAAACCGCUUUCCGAAUUCUUGUCAAUGAAAUGGCCAUAGAAGAAGCCGCUACCGAUUACGGCUCUCUCCAGAGGCGACGUAGAACGACUAUCUUUGGCAGGCGCACUGGCGAAUGUAGUGAUGAACUGAACAACUUGAUACAACACGCUUCUCGUGCCCUGGUUGAACGAGUCACUCGACUCAAUCUGGAGCUACAAAGCCAGGAUCUUUUCGACCGUUGGGGUAUUGAGGAAUGGGCCAAGUUGCGGGACUUGGAGGAAGUCCUCACAAGGAAAGGCCCUUCUGACAGCACUGGCAAAAAGGAUUUUAAAAAGACUCUCGAGGGCUUAAAUCGCGUCAUGUACCAUCUCCGACGUACCAUCGACUACAGGUACAACCUGAGUGCUACCUCAUUCGGUAUCAGCUCUUCGUUUCUUCUGGGCAUGGAUAUUGACCGCGCCACAUAUGUGCAACCGAUGGAUUUCGAAGAGCUUGAGCGCAUCUUGUCAGAGUUUAACCCAGUACAAAAGCUCUUGUGUCCCUUCAUAUACAAUGACAUGGACGACAGGUGCAGCAAACACUUCUUUACCAAUUCAUAUCCCGACGGGGGCGACCUUGGUGGCCUGUCGAUUCCAGGCUUAGUAGACAGCUUUCAAGCGUCUCUGGACUGCUUAAUUUCGCGAUUCCCAGAACUAAUUGAUGCUCCGGAAUGGCAAUGCAUCGUGGACCACAACGUUGACAAGAAAGAGAGCCCCAUCACGAGAAUCAAACGCCCAAUAGUAUUUUUGAUGGACAUGGAACAGCAAGUCAAAAAGGCUCUCCAACCGUUGACACGAUCCUGGGUCCGCCAUGACAUUGAACCACCAGCCAAUAUCACUCGGCACCUACUCCUGACCCUCGAUCGUGAGGAAAUGAAGUUCCUGCCCCUCUGGGCGGGUGGUCUCAACGACGGCACCGGUGGCGUGUUCGAAUCACACAUUCCUUCGACGGAUAUGGGACCAAAUGGCCCUGGUCCCGCCUAUCACACAGGGCAUACCAUUCCCUCUGCACCUCCGAGUAUAAGCGAAUCGUUGAUGGAGGAGAUAUCCGCCAUGAAAGUCGCCAGUACAGCUACCGGUGGCUCCAUCGACGUCCACGAUAGCAUUUCUACCGUGUACAGGCCGGAUAAAGUCAUUGCUGACGAUGUGUCCAUCAAGACGGAGUCCUUUGAAACUGCUGAGAGCGACUACGAUGGAGCUAGAUUUGCCGUGCCAGCUGAUCAUCAAGCUACAGGCGAAGCUGUUGACGCAUUGGUAGAGGAAGUGGGAGAUGAUUUCGAUUUGGAUAUGCAGGAGACACCUGUUGGGUCAGAUUUUGACAGCGACAGCGAUGAAAGCGUUGUUCUGGUGAAGAAGGCGGUCGAGAAAUAG